This is a messenger RNA of Nasonia vitripennis (jewel wasp), 462 nucleotides long. RefSeq lists its product as uncharacterized. The record is from RefSeq and is a predicted model, not a curated record. The coding region runs from base 19 to 366 and encodes 115 amino acids. Lineage: Eukaryota; Metazoa; Arthropoda; Insecta; Hymenoptera; Pteromalidae. The transcript has 2 exons.
GAGCAGUCGAGCUUGAAAAUGACCUGCCUUUGGAGAAGAAACCAAGACUCACUUAACAUUUCCAAAAUGGAUCUAUCUGCACUUAACAAAAUUGCUGAGCGCGAGUUCUUGCCCAAGAAGAAAGCCACGGACUUAGAAAAAGAUCAUGCAUACAUGGUGACUGCGCUCAAGGAAGUAAAGACGAGAUUCGGUACGAAGAUCGUGGCCGAGAUCGAUGACAGCUUUCAAAUAUUUCUUCCAGAAAAGAUCUCAUCAGCAAUCUUGAAAGAUCAAGAACUUUUCAAUAAUCUCUCUAACACAGCAAAUAAACUUAGUUUAUUUAUAACAUAUCAGGGUGGAACUUCUUUUAAGUUAACCACAUGCUAAAAUAAUGAAAUACAAAGACUGAUAAUUGUUAAAUACUAUUUAUUUAUUUGUUCAAACUUGUGUGCAAUUGACAUGAAUAAAUACAUUAUUAAAUAU